This is a messenger RNA of Mytilus californianus (California mussel), 1278 nucleotides long. RefSeq names its product macrophage mannose receptor 1-like. Bases 1 to 1278 code for a protein of 425 amino acids. The transcript has 9 exons. NCBI's taxonomy places the organism in Eukaryota, Metazoa, Mollusca, Bivalvia, Mytilida, Mytilidae. The record is from RefSeq and is a predicted model, not a curated record.
AUGACUACGGAAGAUAAGAGUGAUUUUAAGGCUGCCACACAGUGCUGGCUCUGUGACAACGCUUUAGGAAAGGACAAAGUCAGAGUUCACUGUCACUUCACCGCUAAACAAUCUAAAGAAAAGAAAGGUAAGAAAGAAUACAACAUUGGAGGAACUACCGUUAAUUACAUUAUGUGUUCAUUAGAAAACAGAGUAUUUAUGAUUGCUUUUGACUACUUAAAAAAACAGAACAUUGAAGUAGGUGCUCUUGUGUUUGAUGGACUCAUGGUUUACCAAAAGGAUGUACCAGAAGAAAUGCUGCCAGAGUUACUUGAGAAAUGUUCUGCAGAAGUAAAAAAAAUAUGGGAUGUGAUAUUACAUUUACUUCCAAAGUUAAGGAUGAAGGUAUUUUGUGCAUGUCCAAAUAAUUGGAGUCAUUAUGAAGACAAGUGCUUCUUUUUAAGCCGCGACAACGAGGCAUUUGCCGAUUCACUGAAACUGUGUGAAGUGAUUGGACGCCAAUAUGGAAGAUCGGCAUCAUUAGCUACUGUUGAUGAUGCGAAAACACAACAGUUUCUUACAGAUUUAAUGAUCAAAAUAAAUUCCAUUGGAAUGUACAUAGGAUUAAAUGACCUUGUAACUGAAGGGACAUUUCACUGGGUAGCCAAUGGCAAGCAGGCAACAUACUUUAACUGGGGACCUACCCAACCAAACAACAGAGGAGGAAACGAAAAUUGUGUAGCUAUGCGAGUUGAUCCAGUUAUAGGCUUCAAUUAUUCUUGGACAGAUGGUUCUUGCACAGUUCCAACCACCUACAUUUGUGAAAUGGGCAGCAGAUAUUGGAAACCUUCUCGGAUAGCCGUAAUUGUCAUAUUUUGCACAUGUCCAAAUGGAUGGAAUCAUUAUGAAGACAAAUGUUUCUUUCUAAGCCGGGACAAUGAGACGUUUGGAAAUUCUCUGAUGCUCUGUGAAGUAAUUGGGCGCCAGUAUGGAAGAUCUGCGUCUUUGGCUACCGUUGAUGAUGCCAAAACACAACAGUUUCUUACAGAUUUAAUGAUCAAAAUAAAUUCCAUUGGAAUGUACAUAGGAUUAAAUGACCUUGUAACUGAAGGGACAUUUCAUUGGAUAGCCAAUGGUAAGCAGGCAACAUACUUUAACUGGGGACCUACACAACCAAACAACAGAGGAGGAAACGAAAAUUGUGUAGCUAUGCGAGUUGAUCCAGUUAUAGGCUUCAAUUAUUCUUGGACAGAUGGUCCUUGCACAGUACCAACCACCUACAUUUGUGAAAUGGUGUAA